Ilyonectria robusta is the source of this 2030-nucleotide messenger RNA. RefSeq lists its product as uncharacterized. The record is from RefSeq and is a predicted model, not a curated record. NCBI's taxonomy places the organism in Eukaryota, Fungi, Ascomycota, Sordariomycetes, Hypocreales, Nectriaceae. The coding region runs from base 305 to 1822 and encodes 505 amino acids. Gene Ontology annotation, molecular function: protein binding. The transcript has a single exon.
CGAACCCUACGUACUACCUACAUCAUCUCCCUCCAACCAGCCGUGUUCGCAGCCAGCAUCGUCGCAGUCCACCACCGUCCUUACCACCGCAUACCUCCCGCCAGACCUCACAGUGUUGACCUGGCCCCGGAGCCUAUAAUCUGUCGCAGCCCAGAAUUAUCCCGUCAUCCGAGAAGGCCGCCCUUCCCCCUCGUCCCUCCUCGUUCCUCCAUUGCAGUCGUCGGCCAUCGUCUUCGGCCGUCACUCCCUCCCUCCCUCCCUCCCUCGUGUCGGGCACGGGCAAUGAAGCACGACUCGUGAGACCAUGGCGGAUCUGGGCAGGUCUACCGAUAAGUCCCCCCUCAAGACCAAGGUCGUGCGAUCCCAGAAGAUUACCACCGCAUCACCGGCUGCAAGGCCCAAUCCAAACCUCCCCGACGAAUCCGACUCUGACGAUGACGACUCGAGCGAACCAGCGCCCCUGCCCCGGAGCCAUACCCCCGGCCAUCUUGCCAGCAAGAGCAUCCAUACCAGCCGCCGAAAGCCCUCGGACCUCACCAUUCGCCAGCGCUCCCAGUCUGCCUCUCAGGUAGUUUCCCACCGUCCUGCCGCCAGGCCUUCCAAACCACCUCCCUCCAUCUUAAACGGCGGCGGCGAUGCCUCGAGCGAGGGUGACAAAGAUCCCCGGCGUCCACCCGUCAUGCGGUCGACGUCCGCGAUAGCUGGCCGGCCUCUUCACACUGCGUCGGCGGCAGCUGCUCGACAUGCAACGUUAGCCGCUUCACGUCUCCGAGGACAGCACACAGCCUUUCCCCCACUCCCCGAUAUCAAAUCCUCGCCGGAGGUCGCUGUUGCUCCAGCAUCCGGCAUGUACUGGUCAAAGGCUCCCUCGUCGGGUUCCCCUCACCCGAGUCUGCGAGCGCACACAACUACUCUCAUCGGAUCAAACAUCUUCGUAUUUGGGGGCUGCGACUCGCGGACAUGCUUCAGCGACCUCUACGUCUUCGAUGCCGAUUCGUUCUACUGGUCCAUCCCUCAUGUCGUCGGCGAUAUACCCGUCCCUUUGAGGGCCAUGACCUGCACCGCCGUGGGGAAGAAACUCGUCGUAUUUGGAGGCGGCGACGGACCAGAGUACUACAACGACGUUUACGUGCUGGAUACGACCAACUUCCGGUGGAGCAAGCCGCGCAUUAUCGGUGACAAGAUGCCAUCUAAGCGGAGGGCGCACACAGCAUGCCUUUAUAAGAAUGGAAUCUAUAUCUUUGGUGGAGGUGAUGGAGUAAGGGCUCUGAACGAUAUCUGGAGGCUUGAUGUCAGCGACGUGAACAAGAUGUCGUGGCGACUAAUUUCAAGCCCCGACAAGAACGCUCCAGGGUCCAAGGACUACCGCCCCAAGGCCCGGGGCUAUCACACUUCUAACAUGGUGGGCAGUAAACUCAUCAUCUUUGGCGGGUCCGAUGGCGGCGAGUGCUUUGACGAUGUCUGGGUCUACGAUGUAGACCAACAGUUCUGGCGGGCCGUUUCUAUCCCUGUUGCCUUCCGUCGCCUCUCUCACACUGCCACGAUUGUCGGCUCCUACCUCUUCGUCAUCGGUGGCCAUGACGGUAACGAGUACUCAAACGACGUCCUACUGCUCAACCUAGUCACCAUGACCUGGGACAAGCGCCGGGUCUACGGCAAAGGCCCCUCCGGCCGCGGUUAUCACGGCACCGUCCUGUACGAUAGCCGUCUCAUCAUCAUCGGCGGCUUCGACGGCUCCGAGGUCUUUGGCGACGUCAUGCUACUCGAACUAGCUGUUCACUCGUACUACUCGCAGAUUAGCCACUUCACUAUUGAGGUAUGAAUUGGGGUUGGGGCGGGGUUUGUGACUGGGCUCAUAAUGCUAUUGUACGUCUGUCGUCUUUGCGUUGAUAUUUAGCUUGGGGUGUAAGAGAUGAAUUUAUGAGAACGAGUGGGACAAAAAAAGAGAUGGACGGGAGUCGGCGGCCUAUUGUCAUUUUGUAAAGCUUUAGAAGUGGUGUUUUUAUCUUCGAAUCUCCGAGGUGUGGUGA